ACUACUAGUAGUGUGAGUAGCAACACCAUUAUUGACUAUCUACUCCCUCACUCGAUUCAUCUCAUUCAUACACACACUUCUCUCAUCUCAAUUUCACUUUCUAUUUUCCAAAUCUAGGGUUUCCAAUUUCACAUUCGCAGCCAAUGCGCACCACAUUAUUUUCCCCAAUUUCGCUGAUUUACAAGCCCUAAUUGUGCGUUAUUGGCCUUAGAUCGAUGAAUUUAGCUGAUUCGGAGUCACGUCCGGUUCUCGGACCCGCCGGGAACAAAUCUAGACCGGUGGAAUUGCGUAAACCGGUGGCGAAACCGAAGAGUAACACUAAAAUGGAGGUUGUUAGUGGCGAAGUCAAGGGGAAGAAGUCGCCGACAUUGUCGGGGGCGAUUCCGAAUGGGAAGCUGAUGAAUUGUGUGGUGAAGAAGGAGCAGGAGCGGAGGGUGUUUAGGUCCAAUUUGUCGAUGAAUGCGUCGUGUUCUUCGGAUAAUUCGUCGGAUUCGUCUCAUAGUCGAGCUUCGACUGGGAGGAUUACGAGGAAGAGUGUGCCGAUUUUGAGGAAGCAGUCGGUUACGAAGGCUCAGAAAGGUGUUGGGAGUGAUGGAAGUGUAAAUGGAGAAUUGGGAACGGGGGAGUUGGUUGAUGCCAAGAAAAGAUGUGCUUGGGUUACUCCAAAUACCGAUCCUUGUUAUGUCGCAUUCCAUGACGAAGAAUGGGGGGUUCCAGUUCACGAUGAUAGGAAGCUAUUUGAACUGCUGAGCUUAUCAACUGCUUUGGCAGAACUUACUUGGCCUGCCAUUCUUAAUAAAAGGCAAUUAUUUAGAGAUGUAUUUCAGGAUUUUGAACCUGUGGGAGUAGCAAAAUUAAAUGAGAAGAGAAUUACAGCAGUGGGAAGCAUAGCCAGCUCGCUUCUCUCGGAGUUGAAGCUACGAGUAAUUAUCGAAAAUGCUCGUCAGAUGUGCAAGAUUAUAGACGAGUUUGGAUCUUUUGAUAAAUAUAUAUGGGGCUUUGUAAACCAUAAACCCACAGUUGGUCACUUCCGCUAUCCCAGGCAAGUUCCCAUCAAGACAUCAAAAGCAGAUGUGAUAAGUAAAGACCUGGUGAAAAGAGGGUUUCGGGGUGUUGGUCCAACCGUUGUGUACUCGUUUAUGCAAGUUGCUGGGAUAACAAAUGACCAUCUCAUCAGUUGUUAUAGAUUUCAGGAAUGCAUAGUUGCAGAAUGUGCAAAAGAUAAGGAUGGCAGCUUCAAGGAUAGAUUUGAAGGGAAACAGAUAGAAGAUGAACCUGACUUGGGUGUAACAGGAGCUAUCGAUGGCUUGAGUCUAUCGCAGGAUUAGAUCAUCACUUCCCUAGGGGCAAUAAUUAACACCACGGAGUAGUCCCACACUCUACCUGGAGUACCUGCUGUAUAAGAGGAAAUGUUUGUGUAUAUCAUGAAUUGAUUUUGCUUAAUGCAUUGUAGAUUUAAUAGAAGUUGACAUGCCAAGGAUGAUGAUGCCCUAGGUGCAAUGAAGUCAUUAUUUGGCUA
Messenger RNA from Daucus carota subsp. sativus, 1519 nucleotides. RefSeq lists its product as uncharacterized. Lineage: Eukaryota; Viridiplantae; Streptophyta; Magnoliopsida; Apiales; Apiaceae. Gene Ontology annotation, molecular function: DNA-3-methyladenine glycosylase activity. The record is from RefSeq and is a predicted model, not a curated record. The transcript has 5 exons. Bases 216 to 1328 code for a protein of 370 amino acids. Gene Ontology annotation, biological process: base-excision repair.